Magallana angulata is the source of this 2823-nucleotide messenger RNA. RefSeq lists its product as uncharacterized. The transcript has 10 exons. The coding region runs from base 219 to 2585 and encodes 788 amino acids. The record is from RefSeq and is a predicted model, not a curated record. Lineage: Eukaryota; Metazoa; Mollusca; Bivalvia; Ostreida; Ostreidae.
CGGGUUUGAAUGAUUACAAACAACGGGGAAGUUUUAGUCUGCUGGGCAUUUCCAAACACUAAGCUGUUGCUCAUGUGCCACGUUUUCGGGAACCAUAGUUUUGGGGUUAAUGAUACGCAAUAAAAGUCAAAUAAAGGAGAUAACGGAUAGCGAAAUGGUAACAACCACUGCUUAAACGCAACAUAAGAAAUAACUGCAGUGGUGUAGGAGAUUCCAAAAUGGCCGACCUAGUAAGCUCGAGUAAAUACAGAGAAACCGCUGAUAUGUAUUCGGAAUUUGGUCCGAACAUUAACGAAGACAUUAUGGAAGAACCCGGAUUUGAAAGUAACGAAGGAGCCCCUCCACCCAUACCCAAACGGAAUCAAAGGGUCAAGUUUGACGGCGAGCCCUUAGCUAGGAAAGCAAGCAUCGAGUCUACCCAUUCAAAAGUACGAGGCAGAGUAAAAUGGAAAGACGACAGCAAUGACUUCCGCCAAUAUCUUCUCUCCAACGGAUUGAACGAAACUACCGUUCAGACUCUACUGGACGAGGAAAUCGAGGAUCUACAGACCUUAAGAAUACUUAGCGAAGACGACAUCGAGAAAUUGAAUCUUAAAACAGGACAAAAGGCGAAAAUACGGAGUCUUGGAAGAAAGCAACAAAAUGGCGUAGAGAGUAAGCGUUUUGACAGCCGAAAACCGACGAGAGGCAAGGGGCUGCCAUCGCUCCGAAAGGAUGACGAGGAACCUCGUUUUGUGAGAUGUUCACCGGAAGUAAAUGGUCUUGACACAACACCUUCCAUUAAAACUGUCAAGCGAGCGGCAGUCACUAAGAAUUUUACCGGUAUCUUACAUGUAUCCCCGUCUUCUUCUUCCGAAUCAGAGGGGGAGGAGGAGGGGCAUGUUCACAUGAAGAGGGACACGUUCCGCGGGGGAAGCGUGAAACUGGCCGGUAAGGGGGAGAGGGACGUUGACCUCACCUACAACCUUCUACAGACGGAGGAUAAGGGAAAAGUGGUAAUGAAACUGUCCACCAAACAAGACAUUGAUGUACAUUGUGUCAAAGCGAGGAUCCUGAUUUUGGUGGACAUAAGCGGCAGCAUGGGGAUUAAAUACGACAGGAGACGCAAACACAGCAAACUGUCACGAAUGAAGAAGUUCGCCAUAGAGUUGGUGGAUUCGCUGGACGAUGGAGACUUUGCGUCGGUUGUCACUUUUGGCGAGAAAACAAACGUUCUGGUGCCGCUCCAAGAAAUCAAUUCUAAAACAAGGAGUGAAUUGAAGACGAAAUUGGAGACUUUGGACAAAACUUACCUUUCAACUAAAACCAAUCUGAGCGCUGGAAUCUCACGGGCCAUCGACAUAUUCAGCGAAAACGCCACAGGACCUGAAGAUCUUCUAACGUACAGGAAUUCUAUCAUUGUUUUUUCUGACGGUGAAAUAAACGAAGGCACAAAGGAGCCGAACAAACUCAUCCAUGAAGUCAGAGAAAAAAUCCGACGGAACGCAUUCGAUUUGGACGACUCGCAAAACCAAUGGGUUAGCAUCUCCACAAUUGCUACAGGAAAUGACGUAUCGGAAGCAAUGUACCUACUGUCAAAAUGUUGCAGCAGCGAUGCGUUUUAUCAUCUGGAUGUGCAGAAGUCCGAGGAAAACGACCCCGAUCUUUUUCUCCCUGUCAUGUUGCGAAAAACGGCAGUUGCUUGGAAUGUGUCCGUUGUCGUGGAAGCUGUUAAUGGCGCUGUUAUUUUAAACAAUGAAACUUCACAAGACAACAAGGUUCGCUUACGCGGAAGUAGGAGAGGGAAGGAGAAAAUGGAGAAGGCCUUCUUUUAUUACGACAUCCCAGCUGCGUCCACGAAGCAUAUUGGGGUAGCAUUAGAUCUGAGCAAUGUUGACAGUGAUGCAAACACAGUUGUUUUGAAAGUUAAAGUCGAAUAUACAAAAGCAGUGGGCAUGAGAAUGAAAUAUUUCGUAGAAAUUGCAAGAGGCGAGUUUUCAGACCAAACCGGCCGAAAAUCUGAAGCCAUCAAAGCAAACCUGAUGCACGAUGCAAGACUUAUUUCACAGAAUGUUCUUCACAUAGCAGCUGAGCAUGUAAAAACAGGAAACAUCGAAGCAUCAGCGAAUCAGAUCAAACAAGGACAAAGCGAGCUACAAGCCUUAAUGGACAAAUACGGGGCCAUGGCAGCCGCGGAGCCAGAGUCUGAGGCCCCUAGAGGCCGCCACUGUAUCGCCGCCGCGGAUACUCUGAUGAGGAGCGUUCGCGAUAUGUUGCAGGACGUGACGGUAGAAAGGGAGACCGAGAAAAAGGAGACCUACGCCGAUAGCAUCAUGAACACCAUGCAGUCUUUGCUGACAGAACUCGAAGGAAGCAAAUCAACACAAGACUUACAUGAACCAGACGGCAAAAACUGGGCGAGGAUUAAAGCUGUCUCAUCCGCCAUUUCUCGCGAGGCACCAACCAUUUCCAGUGACGUGAACACAGAUGUUUACGCUCCACUUCCGAACAUUCGUCGGAUUUCCGGCAAUCUGCAACACCAAAUGGUUAACCUUCAGAAGAAGCGAGAAGCGCGUAAAUCUGCCAUUCCAAGUAUUUUCGAAUGAGUACUUGUUCGCUAUCGGUGACCAACUGUUGAUUUUUUUUAAUUUUGUAUACAAAAUUGUUGUCUCCAGCUUUAUUUAUCCUAAACUUGCAGUUACAGUAUUUUUACCUAUGAUUUUUACGCGCGAUGUUAUUUUGUUUUUGUAAUUUUUUAAAGUAUUUAAACUGGCAUACAUAAAAACAUGUUUGAUUGUAUAUAUCAUUAUCUAUUUCUAAAAUUAAAAUGCCUCUUUGCCUGGA